Paramecium sonneborni is the source of this 436-nucleotide messenger RNA. The record is from the annotation of a GenBank genome assembly. Lineage: Eukaryota; Ciliophora; Oligohymenophorea; Peniculida; Parameciidae.
AUGGAUUAUACUCUUAGCUCUUUGCUUGCUAAAUCAUAAAAUAAAUAAAUGCAAGUAAUAAUUAUCAACAAUAACAACUAAGAUAAAAAGUAUUAACUUUUCUAAACUCAAUUAAAUUAAUUUUUAAAAUGUCAAGUAUUAAAUUGUUUAUUAUUGUUGAUAGAAACUUACAGAAAGGUAUGAAGGAUGCUUGAUGCUCAAUUCAGCUUAUUUAAAAAAAUAAAACAAAAGCCUAUAAAUUAAAAAUAAAUAAACAAAGAAUUCCUCAGUCAAGUAGUAGCUUUCAAUGCCUUAAUAAUUACACCUAAAGUUCAUAAAAUAAAAAUAAAGAGAAUUUGUUUAAUUUCUUUUUAUUUGUUUAACAAUUAUAUCACUCAUUGUAAUAAUUGUUGAAUAUCACUAUUUAAAUAAAUAAAGGAGAUUUUAUGAUUGUUGA